Messenger RNA from Verticillium alfalfae VaMs.102, 1254 nucleotides. RefSeq lists its product as hypothetical. The transcript has 4 exons. Bases 1 to 1254 code for a protein of 417 amino acids. The record is from RefSeq and is a predicted model, not a curated record. Lineage: Eukaryota; Fungi; Ascomycota; Sordariomycetes; Glomerellales; Plectosphaerellaceae.
AUGCCCAUCGGCAUCCAGCGGAUCAAUGCCAAAAAGUCACACCCCAAUGAGCGCAUCAUCUUCAUCAAGCCCCUCCCGGGCCCCAACGAGAAGAUUGCUCGAGAGUUUCUCGAACGCAUCGCUGCACAAUGUCUCCCCAUCAUGAAGGAUCACUCCCUCUCCGUCAUGUCUCUCGAGGAGUACGAGCCGAACCGCGAAUUUGUGGGCCGCAACUUCAACGCCGGCGAGGUCAUCCAGCUCGUUCUCAAGACCCGCGCCGGCCGCUGGCUGCCGUUUGAGUACGUCCAGAUGGGUCAUGAUGCACGAAUGAACCACUCGCGCGCCUUCUGGGCCGUCCGCAACGCCUACGCCGACAGCAUGCGCGCCCUCUGGUCACGCGGCUACACGGGCGACGGCCUCUGGGGCCGCGGUACGCUGCUCGCGUCGGGCGACUGGGCCGGCGACACGGCGCCGCUGGGCGAGGGCCUGCCGGAGCACCUCUGCGGCGGCACCUUCCGGUCGCGCGGCCGCCGCAAGCGCAAGGCCAAGCAGCCGCGGCUGUCGUACCGGGAGCAGAAGGAGAGGCGCAUCCUGAAAAAGUUUGGCGCCAACGGCGUCGCACUCGGCGCCGACGAGGCCGUCAAGAGCGAGCUCGAGAAGGGCAGGAAGACGGCCGCCAAGCCGAGGGUUGCUGGCAGUGCGAGGGGCAGGGAGCUGCGUGCCGCGGCGGCGCUGGCCCGGUUUGGGCAGCAAAAGGUGGAGCAGCAGGAGGAGGAAGACGACGACGACGACGAGCGUCUUGCGAAGAGCGAGAACGUCAGCGAGGAUGAGAGCGAUUACGAAGAUGACGUGGCGGACAUCAAGCACGAGGACGCCAUCGAUCUCAAUGGGCAGAGACUCCUCGACAAGGAUGGACGCGGCAUGAUCAAGGUGUGCGAGGAUGAGAACCCGGACGGUCAAGAUGCGCAGCAGGAACUACAAGAGUUGCGGUCGGCGCUAGAGCGCGAUGCAGAGUCAGUGGAGUGUCUGAUGUUUGGGCUGAAUGACGAUGAGGUCAGACUACAGUCUGAUGGUAUCCGACUGUUGAUGUCGCAAGAUCAGAGCAGAGUGAGACGUGUUCACUCGAGACUAGGCGGUCGAGAACGGUCUCCUUCUCGGGAUGCGACGACGAGGAGACACCACUGGGCGGUGCCAACUUUUAAUACUGGUCCGGCGGAGUCGGCACGCUAUUUCCACAAGACAGAGCAUCCAUCGGCUGGGGCUGGAGCCGCAUGA